AUGUCUACACUGUAUGAGCAAUUGUUACUUGGAGGGCACAUUGAAAGAUGGAAAACAGAGGGAUAUAAUUUUGAAAUAAUGGAUCAUCAUCGUGUUAAUAGAAAUGAAAAAGAUAGAAAUAAAUAUCACGAUGACAACUACUUAAGGCAAAAUGAGAAUAGAAUGGAAGGAAAUUGCUACAACCCAUCGACUAACCAAUAUAACAUGUAUGAACCAAGGAACCAACGACAAAAAUGGAAUCAACAACAGAGACAACAAUAUAGUGAAAGAAGCAAUAAUUACAAUGGAUUUAACAAUCGAAAUGGAAAUGAGAGUUUCAGAAAAAAUGGACAAAACAGGGACAUAGAUUCGCAGGAUUAUGGAAGAGAAAACUGUUAUAACUAUGAUCAGAAUUUUGACGAGUACAAUGUCGAGUACGGAAAUUCACAACGCAGAUUGAGAAACAGAUACAAAAGAUACAAGGAUGUCCAGGAUGGUUACAGUAGAGAUGAUCAUAGAGACCACAGAUAUGACAACUGCGAAGAGUCUUAUAUCAGCUUUAAUGAAAUAUUUUCUAAUAUUUAUAAUUCAAUCCGUUUGCAGAACUCGCUCACAAACCAAACUCUUUUAGAGGACGAAAAACAACUAAAAUAUGGUGUUUCAUCUUUCGCAAAUGAUCCACAGCUCGUAACAGAAAAAGAAGAAUCAAGCAACAAGAAAGCUAUUCAAAAUGGAGAAAAGCCUCUAGAGGAAGAACAAACAGCAGUGUAUAUGAAUCCUAUAAUAGAUACUUUGGACGAUAAAGAAGAUAUCAGCCUCAGUGAAGAAUUUUCAAAUAAGAAAAUGGUGGACUCAACUAGAAGAUUCAAUUUGUCAUUAGCGAAAAAUCAAACUCAUUUUUGUGACAGCAAAGUGUUCGCAGAAGAAGAAGGGAAUAAAAAGGAAUCCUUACAAAAGCCAAAUUCGGAAAGAAGCAACAAUAUAAGCGAAUCAGAAGAAAUGAGUGAAUUGAAGAAUUAUAGUUGUCAUGAUGACGAAAUUUCACAGCAAGAAAAUAAUAUUUCAAAAUCUAAAAUUAGUCAAGAACUAAACGAGACAAAACCGUAUCAAGAAAUAAGUGAAAGAACAAUGGAAGAAGAAGAACCACAAGGGUUUAACCUCAAAGGAAAUUCGAAACGCAAGUCAAAUACGCCUCACCUUGAAGAAAUCGAAAAAUUGCAUGACAAAACGUGGAGAAAAUUCGUAACAAAAGUUAACUGGGAGAGUUUAGGAAUAGGUUAA
Molecule: messenger RNA, 1260 nt
Organism: Leptopilina heterotoma
Lineage: Eukaryota; Metazoa; Arthropoda; Insecta; Hymenoptera; Figitidae
Exons: 2
Coding region: 1-1260 (419 amino acids)
Source: RefSeq, a predicted model, not a curated record